AUGAAACGAAACCGUAGGAAAUAUUUGAGAUGUAAGCACCCGGGCUGCCCCUGGGCGUUCCGCACGGCGUCGAAGCUGGUCCGGCACGCGCGGCGCCACACGGGCGAGCGGCGGCACGCGUGCGCCUGCGGCCGCGCCUUCCGCCGCCGCGAGCACCUGCGCGAGCACCAGGCGCGCCACCGCCGCGGCAAGGACGGCGGGGACGGCACCGGCAGACGGCUCCGGUCCCGCGUGCCGGCGCUGCCGGGGGCGGCGGGGGAGGCGGCGGGGGAGGCGGCGGGGGCGGCGCGCGGCGAGCUCACGGUCAGUGGCGGCGCCUCGCCUCGCGUCCGCACGCCGCCGGCCCGGGGAGGAGGCGCGAGGCGGCCCCGGGGUGUGUCCGGCGACGGUGGAUGCUGCGGUCGUGUCGGUUCCGACUUUCGUCAGUUAAAAAAGGCGGGCGCCCCGUCGAGGGCCCCCGUCCCGCGUGAGCCGGCCGGGCGCGGGGGCGGGGGACCUUUGGGAGGAAAAAGAAAAGCUUUUUUUUUCCGCGAGUCCCCUCCCACCGAGCCGCCUCGCGAGGAGAUCGCCGCGCGAGGCGGCUCGUUCCGCUAUUUAAAGCCGGCCACACACACUAGGUUAUAA
This is a messenger RNA of Cydia amplana, 624 nucleotides long. Its product is annotated as zinc finger protein 316-like. Gene Ontology annotation, cellular component: nucleus. NCBI's taxonomy places the organism in Eukaryota, Metazoa, Arthropoda, Insecta, Lepidoptera, Tortricidae. Gene Ontology annotation, molecular function: RNA polymerase II cis-regulatory region sequence-specific DNA binding; DNA-binding transcription factor activity, RNA polymerase II-specific. Gene Ontology annotation, biological process: regulation of transcription by RNA polymerase II. The transcript has 3 exons. The record is from RefSeq and is a predicted model, not a curated record. The coding region runs from base 1 to 624 and encodes 207 amino acids.